Molecule: messenger RNA, 651 nt
Organism: Schistosoma haematobium
Lineage: Eukaryota; Metazoa; Platyhelminthes; Trematoda; Strigeidida; Schistosomatidae
Exons: 1
Coding region: 1-651 (216 amino acids)
Source: RefSeq, a predicted model, not a curated record
AUGGAAGAUGUGAGAACCAGGAGAGGAGCUGAUAUAGCUUCAGAUCACCACUUAGUUGUGGCCAAUUUAAAACUGAAGCUAAAGAAAAACUGGAUAACUGGACAAACAGCACUACAAAGGUUCAAUACAGCCUUCCUUCGAGAUACUGACAAACUCAAUGAAUUCAAGAUAGCUCUCAACAACAGGUUCCAAGCCUUACAAGAUCUACUGAAGGAAGAAGAAACUAUUAUGGAAGACAACUGGAACGGGAUCAACGAAGCACUAAUCUCAUUAUGUCAGGAGGUUCUGGGCCGCAAGAAGCAUCAUCAUAAGGAAUGGAUCUCUAUCGAAACUCUGAUCAAGAUUCAAGAAAGGAAGAGCAAGAAAACAGCAUUUAACAACAACCGAACAAGAACAGAGAAAGUCAAGACACAAGCUGAAUAUAAAGAAGCAAACAAGCAAGUCAAGAUGAGCAUUAGAGCUGAUAAGCAGAAAUACGUGGAAAAGCUAGCUAUGACAGCGGAAAAAGCUGAAAGAGGGGGAAAUAUGAAACAACUAAAUGACACGACGAAGAAACUGGUAGGAAAAUAUAUUAAACCGCAGAGACCAGUCAAUGACAAAGAAGGCAAGCCAAUCACUGAGAUUCAAGAACAGAGGAACAAAUGGGUGUAA